GAAAUCCCAGGAUUUAUACCGACAUAGGCAAAGUAAGGGACCCACUUCCCCUAUACAUAUCCCAACAAUAGAAGAGAUAGCCAAACUACCAUCCGAUACCCUCGCGAGAAAUCGUUGCACCACUAUACAAACUAACACUCCGUAGGAUAUAAUCACAUAUAGUCACACUCUUUGUGCAUCUGUAGAGAGCGACAAAACCAACAACAGGUUUGAAGUACAUGGGAUGAAAUUUCCCUUCCUUCAUCCAGCAACCAGCAUGACAGCCUGUUUUUAAUGGGAAGAGAGGACCAUUAGAUUUUCCAUUCAUCCAUUUCCACUCAUCUAUCGCUCUUUUCUCAAACCCAUUAUUCAUUCCUUCUCACUAUAAAACCCCCAGAACCACAAUUUCCUCUUCCCAUUCCCUAAUCUCAAUCUUCAUUUCCCCUGAUAGGGUUUUGAUUUUAUUGAAGAUCGAGAUUAAGCAGCCGCAGUAGUGGUGCUGGUAAGAAUGUUGCCGUAUCAGACACUGCAAGAAGCAGAAUUAGAAUUAGAAUUAGAAUUAGGAAGAGAAUUAAGUUAUGCAGAGAAAUUAUGGUUGGAUUAUUCAGCUAAUAAAUCAGAUUUUUAUCUUUACUGUCAUACCAUUCUCGUCUUGUUUGUUAUUUUCUCAUUAGUUCCAUUGCCUGUAGUAUUUAUGGAGAUCAAGAAAGCACAUACCAUUCUUAAAUAUAAGAUUCAACCUAAAGUUAAGAUCUCUGCUCAAGGGAUUUUUAAAUGUUGGAAAGAUGUUAUGAUCACAAUCUGUCUUGUUGUGGGUCCUCUUCAGCUUGUUUCAGUGUUCAGGUAUAAGAUGGUUGGGAUUAGGACAGGAUUGCCAUUACCAUCAGGCUGGGAAAUGGUUAUGCAAUUAUUGGUGUAUUUCCUAGUGGAGGAUUAUACGAAUUAUUGGCUCCAUAGAUGGUUGCAUUGUAAAUGGGGUUAUGACAAAAUUCAUAGUGUUCAUCAUGAAUAUGAGGCGCCAAUUGGAUUUGCAGCACCUUAUGCACAUUGGGCUGAGAUUUUGAUUUUAGGGAUUCCGACGUUUCUUGGUCCUGCUAUGGUUCCUGGUCAUAUGAUCACUUUCUGGUCUUGGAUUAUUUUGCGUCAGAUGGAGGCGAUUGAGACACAUAGUGGGUAUGACUUUCCUUGGACCCCAACAAAGUACAUUCCAUUCUAUGGUGGAUCUGAAUACCAUGAUUACCAUCAUUAUGUCGGUGGACAAAGUCAGAGCAACUUCGCAUCAGUAUUCACUUAUUGCGAUUACAUUUAUGGAACUGAUAAGGGAUACCGAUAUCAGAAACAUUAUCUUGAAAAGCUGAAAGAAGCAGGGAGCAGCAACAUAAGUCCGAGUAGGUUUAUCAAGUCCUUGAAGAUGCAUUUGCAUUUACUUGGAAAUUUAGAUGCAGCCGAAUUUGGACUUAAAAAUUGUGGAGACUGCCUCAAGUCACAACUUUAUCAGCAUGCUAGCGAGCCAUUUACUUUGUAAAGCUUUUAAAGAUGUUAAUUCUUGCUGUUGUUUGUAUGUUGUAGCUGGAAAAAUUAGUGUCACUCUCACCAUCUUAAUCAAAAUUCGAAUUCUGUGUUAUCUUUAUUGCUAGCUUGGGUUCAA
Papaver somniferum (opium poppy) is the source of this 1627-nucleotide messenger RNA. Its product is annotated as methylsterol monooxygenase 1-1-like. Bases 488 to 1504 code for a protein of 338 amino acids. Gene Ontology annotation, molecular function: iron ion binding; C-4 methylsterol oxidase activity. The record is from RefSeq and is a predicted model, not a curated record. Gene Ontology annotation, biological process: sterol biosynthetic process. Lineage: Eukaryota; Viridiplantae; Streptophyta; Magnoliopsida; Ranunculales; Papaveraceae. The transcript has 5 exons.